Ordospora colligata OC4 is the source of this 291-nucleotide messenger RNA. RefSeq lists its product as uncharacterized. The coding region runs from base 1 to 291 and encodes 96 amino acids. The record is from RefSeq and is a predicted model, not a curated record. The transcript is spliced from 2 exons. Lineage: Eukaryota; Fungi; Microsporidia; Ordosporidae.
AUGGGAUAUGCAAGUAUUAUGCUUGUGGUGUCUACAGCAGCAUAUGCUUUUAUUGUUUAUGCACUGGCUAUAAAGCCACUUAUUGCUGAACCUGAUAUCACAGAAAGCUUUUUGAUUAUUUUUUCAUCGGUAAUUGUUUUCGUUAUACUUAUGACUCACAUAAUGUUAGGACAGCAUGGUAAAGAAAGGAAUGAUGACACAACAGUGAAUGGCAGGAAGUGUAGAAUAGAAAAUCAUCAUACAGUAAGCAAAUACUGUAAAUGCAGCAAUAAAUGUUGUAAAGUACAAUAA